Ipomoea nil (Japanese morning glory) is the source of this 747-nucleotide messenger RNA. Its product is annotated as glutamic acid-rich protein-like. The transcript has a single exon. Bases 1 to 747 code for a protein of 248 amino acids. Lineage: Eukaryota; Viridiplantae; Streptophyta; Magnoliopsida; Solanales; Convolvulaceae. The record is from RefSeq and is a predicted model, not a curated record.
AUGAGUGAAGAGAAGUUUGCUCUUGAGCGGCUUGGUACUCAAAAUGUUUAUGAUGCCACACGAAUCGAAACCAUCAAUCGGGUUUACUCGUACAUAUUGAAGAACCGCAGUAUUGCGAAAAGAAAAGCCCCGAUCAGUUUCGAUAUCAAGAAGCCCCCACUUGAUCCAGCGUUUAAAGCCAAAAUGAAGGAAGUCAGAGCAGCAAUGAGGUUGUCUAAGAUCAAGACUGAGCCUGAAAAGCUGCAUCAAAAUGAUCUCGAAUAUAGCAUAAGCAAGACGGAAGAAGAUGGGCUUAGUGUUGAACCUGCUGACAAGGAAGAAGGAAACGAUGAUGAAGAUCCCAUGAAAGAUGACAGGGAAAAUAAUAAUGAAGGAGAUAAUGAACAAGCUAAAGAAGAAGAAGAUGAUGAUGAUGAAGACCACAUGAAAGAUGACAGGGAAGAUGAGAAUGAAGAAGACAAUGAUGAACAAAAUAAUGAUGAAGGAGAUAGUGAUGAAGAUGGUGAUGACAAAGAUGAUCCUGAUAAUGGCGGCACUAUUGUUGCCCACGCCACCACCAUGGAAUCUGAAGGAGACUCCGAGCCACAUGAUGAUCAACACGAAACACCACAUAGCGCUCAUGACGAUCACUCAGAUAAAAAGGAAGACUCGAGUCUGAGAUCAGCUAAUGACGACAACACGGACGCGUCACUUAGUGCGAGACAUGACGACUCUAGUCGAAAAGAAAAAGGUGUUCAAACCUCAUGA